CUUGUUUUCAACAAGUUUUGCCUUAGCACGAGAUCGUUCUGUAUUUGACCACCAUUCUACUUACACACGGACUACACGUGAUGGACAGACUGGGCCCCACUCCAUGUCGCAAUUGCGUGGAUCUUAAUUGCCUCUGGGCAAGUAAGAAAUUGAAAUAUAUAAAAGGGGGCUCUCAACAGGGAUGCUCUUUGUGCGCGGCUAUCUCCAAUACAUUCGAUGACUUUGCCACAUCAGCCGGAUACAAGGGCUCGAGGCCGACGCUCACGUUCAAAUCAUAGCUUUACUGCCACAGCUCCGUCUUCGUUUCAAAGAAUCAACACUGGUCUCUAGUUCACAGAUGGAAGUUUAUGUGUCAUUAAACACAGUUCUCUUCACUAUUUCACCUCAGCCGACCGGCUGCACAAGAUCUGUAGCGCAGGCGAAGCAAUGGUUCAAUGACUGCUUGUCCAGCCACGAGCAUUGUACAAAAGGGCGAAACUAUUCGUUUCUUCCCACACGACUCUUCGACGUGCAUGCGAGUAAGCUUGUGGAUACGACACGGCUUACGGUGGAAGGUGGAAGGACUGAUGGAAUAUGCUUGCCUAAGUCAUUGCUGAGGUGGUCAACAAUCUGAUUGCAUAACGACGCUGAAGGCUUUGUCGAGCAACCUGCAGGGCAUAUCAAGCGAUCUGGCCCCUAAAACAUUUCCCCACGCUUUCCAAAUCACACGCUUCCUCGGUCUGCGAUAUAUCUGGAUCGAUUCCCUGUGUAGCAUCCCGGAUUCGGGAAAGGACAGGAAUCAAGAGUUCACCGCAAUGGCUGACAUAUAUUCGAACGCAAUAAUCACCACAGCAGCCACCAGUGCUGCGUCGCCAGACUCAGGGCUUUACUCUAUUCCAGCCGAGCUUUAUCGAAUGCGUAGACAUCCC
Molecule: messenger RNA, 908 nt
Organism: Didymella exigua CBS 183.55
Lineage: Eukaryota; Fungi; Ascomycota; Dothideomycetes; Pleosporales; Didymellaceae
Exons: 2
Coding region: 338-613 (91 amino acids)
Source: RefSeq, a predicted model, not a curated record